CCCGAGCACACGGGGGCCAGUGAGCAUGGCAGUGGUCGUUCUUGGCGCGCAAUGGGGAGACGAAGGAAAGGGAAAGAUUGUGGAUGUUCUUUGCAGAGACAUGGACAUCGUAGCCCGAUGCCAGGGAGGCUCCAAUGCUGGCCAUACCAUCAAGGUUGGAAACAGCGUUUACAAGUUUCACUUGCUACCCUCUGGCCUUGUCCACACUAACACGACCUGUGUCAUCGGAAACGGAGUGGUUGUUCACAUUCCCUCCUUCUUCAAUGAGAUUGAAGACAUCACAAACCCGUCUGACGGGGGCGCUCCUCUCCAUGUCGAAGGAAGGAUCUUUGUUUCCAGCAGAGCUCACCUUGUGUUGGACUACCACCAGUGGGAGGACGGAGUCCGGGAAGCCAUGCUCGGCAAGACAGCCAUCGGAACCACGAAGAGAGGCAUCGGCCCUGCCCUCAGCAGCAAGGCACAUCGCACGGGGCUGCGCGUGGGAGACUUGUAUGACUUCGAGUACUUCGAGGCGAAGCUGAGGAAGAAUCUUGCGGACCUUGAGCAGCAGUUUGGUCAAAAGUUUGAGCAUCCCACUUACAGGGGAGCUCCCACUGGCGUGAUUGACAUCGAGAAGGAGAUCCAGCGGUACAAAGAGUAUGCUCAGAAGCUCAAGCCCUAUGUCGUCGAUACAGUGGACUACAUCCACGAGGCCGUCGCUUCCGGCAAGAAAAUCCUCAUCGAGGGAGCCAACGCGGCGAUGCUUGAUAUCGACUAUGGAACUUAUCCCUUCGUGACCUCGUCAAACUGCACCAUCGGCGGAUGCUUCACGGGUCUCGGAAUUCCACACACAGCGAUCGGAGAGGUAAUUGGGGUCGUCAAAGCUUACACGACAAGAGUUGGUUCCAGGGUGUGA
This is a messenger RNA of Guillardia theta CCMP2712, 895 nucleotides long. RefSeq lists its product as hypothetical. NCBI's taxonomy places the organism in Eukaryota, Cryptophyceae, Pyrenomonadales, Geminigeraceae. Gene Ontology annotation, molecular function: adenylosuccinate synthase activity; GTP binding. The coding region runs from base 26 to 895 and encodes 289 amino acids. The transcript is spliced from 18 exons. Gene Ontology annotation, cellular component: cytoplasm. The record is from RefSeq and is a predicted model, not a curated record. Gene Ontology annotation, biological process: 'de novo' AMP biosynthetic process; IMP metabolic process.